CCUUGGUCUUUUUACCAACUUAAUAUUGGAAUCUUGCUUCUUUUUUAGGUUGAAUAGAGCAGGUUCAAGCUUUGUUUAAUUGCUUCUAUCUGCAACUCUUUUUUUUCUUUUGGAGCAAAUAGUUAUGAACUGCAAGUUAACUGAGGUACAUGUGUUCAAGUGUCGAUGCAUUUUGGUUAAUUGUUAGAUUGCAUUGAAGUUACCAUUUCCAAGUUUUGAUUUCCUAGUUUAUUAUUGGUCCUACUAAAUGAUUUGGCUGUUAACAUUGUUAGAUCAGUAGCCUAACUAGGAAAAUGAGGAACAUCAAAACAUAUACUUCUCUUAUUGUUUAGAUAUGUAUUUCUACAUUCUUUUAACAGUUUUAACCUCCACCUCCCUGAAUGCAAAAUAUGGAAAAAAAAGAGAUCAUUCUGCAUCUUAAGACAAAAGCCGUCUUACAUCUGGAUCAUGCUAUCAGCUUAGCACUGUAGCUUGUGAUUCCAAAUAUCACAUCUUAAAAAUGAGUUUCGACCCAAGCUUUUAUUGUUUCUGGAGGAAAUUGAUUAAUUGAUUUGUUGCUUGAGUUCUCUAAGUUGUCUUCUUUGAAACUAAUGGAUCACAGCAUAGUAGAGACACAAAUCUAUGAGAGAAGCAUGUUGAAACUUGGUUAUAUUGAUCAGGUCUUUUCCCUAUUGUACCUAUCUAUUUGGUCACCUCUAUCUAAACAUUGAAAUGAGAUGCAAUGCAUGCUGGCGAGAAUUGGAAGGACAGGCAGUUUCCACCACUUGUGGCCACCUUCUUUGUCCCGAGGAUGCCAGUAAGAUUCUCAGCAACGAUGCUGCUUGCCCUAUCUGUGAUCAGGUGCUCUCUAAAAGCCUCAUGAAAUCGGUGGAUAUCAAUCCAAGUGAUGAAUGGACAAAUAUGGUCAUGGCUGGGAUAUCACCACAAAUAUUGAUGAAGAGUGCAUACAGAAGUGUGAUGUUCUACAUCGGGCAAAAGGAGUUGGAGAUGCAAUUUAAAAUGAAUAGAAUAGUAGCUCAGUGCCGGCAGAAAUGUGAGGUGAUGCAAGAAAAGUUCACUGAAAAACUGGAGCAAGUACAUACAGCAUACCAGAAAAUGGCUAAGAGGUGCCAGAUGAUGGAGCAAGAGAUUGAGAGCUUAUCUAAGGAUAAGCAAGAGCUCCAGGAAAAAUUUGCAGAAAAGUCUAGACAGAAAAGAAAGCUGGAUGAGAUGUAUGACCAAUUGAGAAGUGAGUAUGAGUCAACGAAACGAUCCGCUAUUCAACCUGCACCCAACUUCUAUCCAAGGGCAGAGCAUGAUUUGUUCUCAAAUCCUGCCAAUGUGAUGGAUAACAGAGACCCUAUCAGAAAAGAUUGGUCGGUUCUCACUCCUGAAACUCCAGGACCAAGAGAGGAUAUAUGGCCACCUGCAAGGCAGAACAGUUCAAACUCUGGCCCCUUUGACAUCUCAAGUGGUUCACCUGCGCGACAAUCUGGAAUCCCUGUUGAUGCUGGUAACAAAAGGGCUGGUGUUCGUCCUGUUUUUGGUGCUGGUGGAGGAGCUGGUGCUAGCAACCCGUCAAUGACUUUGAGGAAUCUCAUCCUUUCACCAAUAAAGAGGCCUCAGCUCUCUCGAAACCGCCCUCAAUUGUUCACGUUGUAGAUUGGUGGCCUUCUUGUUGUUGACUCUUUGAUUGACAAUUUCAAGAGAAAAGGGAAAAGUAGGGCUCAUAUUGCAGAUGAGAUUUUUUUAUUAUCUUUGACACGAAGGAAAUUGCACAGAGUAUACUUGUUGAUAAAGCAACUGCUCCAACUAGAGGGGAAAUAACAAAUAAGCUGCUCUAUCAGCUAAAUGAUCAUUGUAAAUUUGUAAUACAAACCAUGGACAGGUCAUAAUGGAGUUCUAGACUACAACUUUGUGCUUCAGAUGUGUUAUGUAUGUCUACUAGUCUACCUGUAUCUCAUUGCAAUUCUUUGCCUUGAAAGUCCGUUAAGACGGAAAUUCCGCUACUUGGAUAGAAGGUGAUAAGAGUAUUAUAGGUAAGCUACCAUAAAUCUUUACAGC
This is a messenger RNA of Coffea arabica (coffee), 2043 nucleotides long. NCBI's taxonomy places the organism in Eukaryota, Viridiplantae, Streptophyta, Magnoliopsida, Gentianales, Rubiaceae. The record is from RefSeq and is a predicted model, not a curated record.